This is a messenger RNA of Mesocricetus auratus (golden hamster), 3275 nucleotides long. RefSeq names its product mitochondrial fission regulator 1 (gene Mtfr1). The record is from RefSeq and is a predicted model, not a curated record. Gene Ontology annotation, biological process: mitochondrial fission; aerobic respiration. Lineage: Eukaryota; Metazoa; Chordata; Mammalia; Rodentia; Cricetidae. Gene Ontology annotation, cellular component: mitochondrion.
CCUGCGCACAGACACGCGGAAAGGUAGCCGGCGCGGCUGGGGGCGGGGUGGAGGCAGACCACGCCUCCAGCCGGCCGCUCCUGAGCCCGCCCCCAGGCCGCAGAGAGCCUCUCACUGGUCAGCCUGGGCCCGGCCAGGGGCGGGGAUUGGCUGAUUGGCAGAAGGUCCCGGGACGGCCAAUCUGGAAGGUUGAGUAGCUGGGGAAGGUACGGGCUGCGGAGCGGCAGAGUGUGCUCUAUGGACCAUGUGCUGCUAUGGAUGCCUGAAGCAUUUGAGUUGCAGCUUGGGAAGACGCAGACACCUAAAUGCUGGGCUGGAUUAAGUGCCUGAUGAGGAUGGUGAUUGAGCGAGUUGGGGUCAGCAUGCAGUCGGUACUUUGGUCUGGAAAACCAUAUGGUUCAUCUCGAAGUAUCGUAAGGAAAAUUGGUACCAACUUAUCUCUGAUUCAAUGUCCAAGAGUUCAGUUUCAGUACUUUGACAGGACAGGACCUUCCUCCAAGUUAACAACAAGGUCACAUAUCCCAGACUGGCCUCAAACUUUGUGUGUCUAUGAGAGUGACCUUGGAGCUCUGACCCUUGCUUCCACUUCCGUCUGCUCCUAUGUGAUGCUGGGGCCCAGGACGUCCCACAUGCUAGGCAAGUACAGACUGCUUACCAGCCAUGCAACAGAAUGGAGUCCUACCCCCGCAGGGGAGGAUGUGGUGGCGUCUUUUGCUGAUGUUGGAUGGGUAGCUACAGAAGAAGGAGAGUGCUCCACAAGACUCAGGGCAGAGGUCAGGUCCAAGUCUCCCCAUGAGGAUGACCUUUCUUGCUUUGAGAAGCCCCCGAGCAGGCAUGUUUCCUUACCAAACUUGUCUCAAGAUGAGCCUCCCCCAAAGACAACACUGGCCAGUGAGGAAGCCUUGCAAAAGAUCUCUGCACUUGAGAAUGAGCUUGCUGCCCUUAGAGCUCAGAUUGCCAAGAUUGUGACCUUGCAGGAGCAGCAGAGUCUUGGCGCAGGUCACUUAGAUUCUUCCACUGUGGCACCACCCCCUCCUCCCCCACCCCCACCCCCUCCACCUCUUCCCCCUCCGGCGCUCCACCAAAGUAUGUCUGCAGUAGACCUGAUUAAAGAGAGAAGAGAGCAAAGACUCAGUGCUGGAAAGACUUCGACUAAGAGCCACCCAAAGCCGCCGGACAUGCCAAAUAUGCUAGAGAUCCUUAAAGACAUGAACAGUGUGAAGCUCCGGUCAGUCAAGAGGUCAGAGAAAGAUGUAAAGCCUAGGCCAGUGGAUACUACUGACCCUGCUGCCCUCAUAGCAGAGGCCCUGAAAAAGAAGUUUGCUUAUCGGUAUCGACACAACAGCCAAGGGGAAGUUGAAAGAGGAAUUCCAAAGCCAGAAUCAGAGGCCACCUCAGAGCCAGCCCUGUUUGGCCCACAUAUAUUGAAGUCUACAGGGAAAAUGAAGGCUUUAAUUGAGAAUGUUCCAGACUCCUAAUGAACAAUGGGUUCAGAAAGACUCCUGGUUCACUGUUGGCUUACAGAGCUGAGUUUGGUAGUAGAGAUCACCAGUAUUUAGUAAAUCCCUGACUGUAGUGGUCAUUGGUCUCCUUCUUAGCCUAAUUAGAGGAGUGAGAAUAGUGACAGCAGCAGAGUUGGUUUGGCUCUUAUGAGACGGUCAGUUCUGGAGCUCUCCUUAACACACGUGUUAUGACAUGUUUUUAAUAGGUAGCCAGGGUUCAUCUUCCAGCCUUGAAAAUAUCUGAAGGCUUCAAAAUAUAGACAGGUCAUUUGUGGAUGUUGCUGUUCAUUUUUCAAUUCUUAACACUAAUAUCUGUGCAAAUGUUUUAUCUACACACAUUUGGAUAUAAAACAGUAUGUAAAAACUUGUAAUGAAUGGCAUCAAUGAGGAAAGUUAUCUUCAUCUUCAUCUUGAGUUUGCUGGUCAGGGAUGGAACAGCUGGUUUACCCUGUUACUAGAGUACAGUAUUGGAUAUGGGAAUGCCUCUAAUAGGACUUACAUAUGUUCUCACAUUUUCUUUUCCUCCCGGAGCUGAGUUUACAUAAGCAGCAGAAGAUGUUUACUGCUUAGUUUCCAUGAUGCUUUCUGUUAGAGGGACGUGAGGGCCAGGAAGGCUGCUUAAACCUCACUACUACCCAAUUAUUGGGUAGCAAAUGUACUUCUCAAGUAGUAACAAAUCAAAUUACUGAAUUAAAUUACUUUUUAAAUAAAAGUCAGAAUGUAUCAUCUUUCUUUUCAGUUUAAUGAAUGAGUGGCCUCAUAAAGAUGAUUUAUUGCUAACAAUUGUCUAAGUUUACUAUUGCCAUGAUUGAACACCAUGACCAAGAGCAACUUGGGGAGGAAAGGGUUUAUUUCACUCACAGCUCCAUAUACCAGUUCAUCAUCAAAAGCAGUAAGGGCAGGAACUCACGCAGGAGGCAGGAGCUGAAGCAGAGACCAUGGAGAUGUGCUGCUCACUGGCUUGCUCAACCUGCUUUCUUAUGGAACCCAGGACCACCUGUUCAGGGAUGGCAUCACCCACAAUGGGCUGGGCCCUCUUCCAUCAAUUGCUAAUGAAGACAAUGCCUUACUUACAGCAGGAUUUAUGGAGGCAUUCUCUCAGUUGAGGGUCCCUCCUUUCAGAUGACUCUAGCUUGUGUCAAGCUCACAUAGACUAGCCAGCACAAUACAAAAUGUCAGCAUAACCAAAUUUAUAAAUCUUAACUAGUGGUCAAAAUAUCCUUUAUAAUGGAUCAUUACUGACUAGGUGAAUAAAUUCCCUUUAAACUGUUUAUCAUUGGUCAGCUGAUGGAUUGUAUUAUACAGAUAAACCCGAGGUGUCAUUAGAAAGCUGAAGCUGCCUUUGUUAUCUAGGGCUUGAAAGGACUUGUUAUAAUUUAAAGUACUUAGUAAGUUUUCAUGAUUUGUAUGUAACGUCAGAAUCUCUUACCAUGAGUAAAUAUUUGGAUUAUUUAAAUCUAGCGAGUAGUGUUCUUCCCAGGAUAAUUGAGAUGGGAAGUGUAGAUAGGUAUUUUAAGUUAUUGAAAAUGUGUUCUAAAUCUUGAAGAUUAAGCUGUUUUUCAGUUUAUUUAGUUUAAAUUGUGAUAUGUUGUUGAUGUAUGUUGUUUCUAAAUGUUUUAUAUGGUUUAAAAACUGUCUUUUAUGAGAUUCAGAAAAUUCACCUGACCACAUAUUUUGACCUAAGAAAUUUAUAUUUAUAUCAGUAUUGAAUUUGGCUAGUAUUCCAACAUAUGAAAGUUACUAUUUUACAAUAAAGCAAGCUGUUGAAUUUUC